Neolamprologus brichardi is the source of this 706-nucleotide messenger RNA. RefSeq names its product UBA-like domain containing 2 (gene ubald2). The record is from RefSeq and is a predicted model, not a curated record. NCBI's taxonomy places the organism in Eukaryota, Metazoa, Chordata, Actinopteri, Cichliformes, Cichlidae. Gene Ontology annotation, molecular function: protein binding.
UGUUGGCGAUGACAUGAAAACAUUGUUGUUGCUGCUGCGGAGACUCACGGACAGACGAGCAGGAAGGACGGAAGGUUCGCGGGGCUUCCUUCAGGUCCGGGUUUAGUUAUUAUCAUUUUUUUAUUUUUUAGAAAAAAAGGUGGCAGUUUUUGUCUGUAAAGGAGCCGCGGGAGCAGCCAUGUCGGUGAAUAUGGAAGAACUGAGGCACCAAGUGAUGAUAAACCAGUUUGUUUUGACGGCUGGCUGCGCCGCGGAUCAGGCGAAGCAGCUCCUCCAGGCGGCCCACUGGCAGUUCGAGACGGCCUUGAGCUCCUUCUUCCAGGAGGCCAACGUCCCCGGGCAUCACCACCAGAUGAUGUGCACUCCCAGAAACACCCCCGCCACGCCACCCAACUUCCCCGAUGCCAUCACCAUGUUCUCCAAACUGCGGGCGUCCGAGUGUGGCUCCGGCAGCGGGCCCUCCCAGGUGUCCAUGGCGUGCUCUCCGCCGACUCACUCCUCCACGGCGGGAUUCGGCUCCUUCUGGGCGUCCUCGCCACCCAGCCACCAGCCGGCCUGGCUGCCCCCGUCGUCGCCCACGGGCCACCACAUGCACCACAAUCACUACCACCACAUGCAACAGACUCCCAUGUGGCCCCCCGUCUCCCAGCCCAACGGCUCCCAGCAGCCCCCUGUUGUAUCGGCGCUUCACGGACAGAGAUGAGGC